Molecule: messenger RNA, 20540 nt
Organism: Bicyclus anynana (squinting bush brown)
Lineage: Eukaryota; Metazoa; Arthropoda; Insecta; Lepidoptera; Nymphalidae
Exons: 28
Coding region: 16-19752 (6578 amino acids)
Molecular function (GO): protein binding
Source: RefSeq, a predicted model, not a curated record
UUUCGCGUCGUAGGUAUGAAAUUUGCUCCGAGCGUGGUACAUAUUUUCGUAUUAUUUAUAGAAAGUAAACCGGCGCGAGUGUGCGCGCGCACACGGUCCGGCGCGCACGGGCCGAGAGGACUGGAGUCCAUGGAGCCCCCGUCGUUUCCCAGCAGCAGCCCCCACGUCGUCAGGGCGGCCCCCGGCAGCGACGCCAGCCUCGUCCUCCCGCUGCCCUCCGGGUCACCACCAUUUCACUACGAAUGGAGUCGCGCGGGAGCUAAGUUAGACGACCGUUUCAAGAAGGCGGUCGACGCAGGCGGUGUCCGCCUCACCAUCUCCGCUGCAAGGACCGGAGACACCGGUGUUUACACCCUGCAAGCAAGCAAUGCUGCAGGUAAAGAUACGACCCGGGUGCGGCUGGAAGUUUCCCCGGACGAAAAGCCGACUGGUGACGAUCCGCCAACGUUCCUUCGGCGACUACAGGACCUGACCGUGAAGGUUGGAACACGGACAAGGUUUCUUGUUGAAAUUGUUAGCUCUACAGAAUGCAGGGUGACUUGGUACCGCAACGAGCGUCGGCUUUUAGAAGCGGAACGGAUCGCGUUGGUCCGCGAUGGCAACUUCUGGUGCGCGGACAUCUCGGCUGUGAGCGUCGACGACGCUGGACGGUGGACGUGCACCGCGGAGAACGUUGGCGGCCGCGCCAGCUGCUCAGCGCACCUUAAUGUUUUGGUUCCCAAGGCAUACAAACGUCCAGAGUUUGUUGAAGAGCUUCGGGCAUUAUUAACUGAACAGGGCACGGUUUCGCUAGAGUGCAAAGUGGUGGGGGUUCCUACACCUGUGCUUCGUUGGUUUAAGGAUAGUCGCGAAAUCAAAGCUGGAGAUGUUUUUGCAUUAACCGCUAACGCUGAAGAUCCAACGUCGCUGGGAACCUACACUUGUGAAGCUGUGAAUUGUAUGGGCCGAGCAUAUUCAUCAUCCAAAGUUCACGUCAUCGGUCGUAGCAGCAGGGAGUCUUCAGUGCGACCAACUUCGGGGGGCGUUGUCCUCGAGCCACCUCCAAUUUUCACCAAAGAGCUAGCCGACCAGUUCGUAAGGAUCUGCGAGUCCCUGACCCUCAGCUGUCACAUCGUGGUGCCACCUUGGCCGCGAACAGUCGUCUGGUAUAAUAAAGAAGGAAAAAUUGAACCAAACGACAAGUAUCGUGCUCAAGAAGAUGGCGUAGGCGGUUACUUAUUAGAAAUUCCAUCAGCAGAGUGGCAAGAUGAGGGCGAAUGGAAAUGUGUAGCUACGAGUUCGGGAGGCAGAAUUGGCAUCACCACUUGCUAUGUCUCUAUGGAUGUACCAAAGAACUAUCGCAAACCUCGAUUUAUGGAAAAUCUUCAAGCUGUUUUAACAGAAGAAGGACUUGUGUCCUUUGAAUGCAAGGUAGUUGGAUUUCCCACGCCCAUACUAAGCUGGUUCAAGGAUGGCCAGGAAUUAAAACCGGGAGAUGUGUACCAGCUCACGGGGACCAAUUCAUUAGGAUCUUAUUGUUGUAUAGCAAGAAAUUGUAUGGGACAAGCGAGCAGCUCUGCAGAACUGACAGUGGAGGAUAUUCAGAAUCAGUUAAAUGAGGAGGAAAAGUUGCAGUUAUUCUCUAAAAAUCAAGCACCCAAGUUUUUACAAGGCUUAAAGAGUGUUGAAGCCAAAAUAGAUGAACCAUUCCGUUUUACUAUUAAAGUUACCAUUCCGCCUGAACCAACAGUAUUAUGGUAUCGCGACGAUCAGCCAGUGGAUGAAUCGUCUCGUUGUCACCAUGGAAAAGAAGAACGUGGCGUUUUCUUUUUAGAUAUUCAAAGCUUAGAGUUUAUGGACCAAGCAGAGUGGAAGUGUGUUGCUAUGAAUGACUUUGGACAUAGUGUUACCUCUUGUUUCUUAAAACUUAUUAUACCGAGACAUUAUAAAAAACCGCGGUUUCUAGAAAACCUACAGGCAAUUUUAUCGGAUGAGGGAGCCGUUAAUUUGGAGUGUAAAGUUAUUGGUGUUCCGCAGCCAGUUCUUAAAUGGUACAAAGAUGGCGAAGAGUUAAAACCUGGUGAUAUACACAGAAUAAUAUCUGGACAAGAUGGAACGUGUUGUCUUGGUACGUAUACGUGCGAAGCACAAAAUUGUAUGGGGAUAGCAGCUAGCUCUGCAUCAUUGCUUGGAUUUGAAGAUUCCAUAAAAUCAAAAAGUAAAAAGAAUCUUGAAGAACAAACAUUACAAAGGAACUUGUCACUUAGUACAAUUCAUGAAGAAAGAACAUCACAGAUGUAUGAUACCCCUGUUGGGGACAUUACUUUGGAUGACAAAGGGGAAAUAUCAUUUUCAUUCGACGGUAAAGAAGUUUCCGUUUCACUAUAUGAAACUCCAGAUUUAACAGAAGAGGAAGCUUUACAGAUUGUGGAGAUGUAUGCUGAUCAAUUAUCAGAAAAUGUUACUGAACACAAUGUAGUUGAACUUCCUCCACUACGAUUUGUUAAGGAAACUUCAACUUCGGGUAACUUAUUAAUGGAAGCGAUAAUUAUUGACGUUUCUCCUGAAUACUUUACCUCGCCAGAAGAAGAUCUAAGGACUGAAGCAGAUGUUGAAGAUAUUUCUAUAGCUGACGAAAAUGGUCUACCUCAAUUAUCUCUGGACCAGGAAAUGGAUGCUGAAGAUUAUUUAGAAAAAACUAUAGCAAUACUAUCAGAUGAAAAAGUUAUUUUUCCAAAAAAGACAGAUAGAAAAAAAUCUGAUUCACAAAAAAGUGCAGAUGAUUACUUUAGUUUAUCUCGGGACCAAUCACUAUCUGAGGAAAAAAAAGAUGAUGAUACACAAGUCUUAUCUGAAAGUGACUUACAAAGUUUUGCCAGUGCUCGAAGCUCAGGUAAACCAAAGUCCAAGUCUUCAAAACCGUCUAUUGAAGAUGGUCCAGAGUCAUCAGAAAUUACAAAGACAGUUUUACUAAAUGAAGAUUUACAAAACUAUCGUAAACAAAUUGAAGUAGAUUCAGUUAUUAAAAAUAAACGAGAGCGCCGAAGUAGGAGUUCAAGAAGAUCCAGCUCUGGUAGCGAAAAAUCAUUAAGCAAGAUGAGAGAAGAACAUUUUGAAAAUAAUCUUGUAAAUAUUUCAAUUGAACCUUCUUUAGAUCGAGAAAACGCCAGCAAAGAUAUAAAUAAGAUCAGUUUGUCUUUAACUAAAGUAAUAAAUGAAAUACAGAUGAUUGAACGGGAUAUUAUACUCAAAUCUGAACUCAUGUCAACUGCUGCCACUGCAUCACGGAGUCUAGAGAUCAUAAAUAGUCUUAUAACGCCAUUGACGGAAAUACAUAGUAUUAUAGAAGCAAUUAAGGAGACAGUAAGCGAAUCACCUAUAACGACAUCAUCUUUAUUUAAUAGACUUCCUCAAUGCUUAGGUAUUCUUCACAAAAAUUUAACCAUAAUAGAAAAAUGCAUUGAUGUCGAAAGUGAAAAUAAAACGUUAGUAAAGAAGACGUGUACAAAUAUUAUUGGGAAAUGUGGCGAAGAACUUCUUAAUUUAGUAAGAGAAAUAAAUUUUACAGUGGAUAAAGGGCACUCGUUUCUGGAAGUGGAAUGUAUUUCUACUAUACAUACAAAUACCAAUGAAUUACUUAGUACUCUAACAAGUUCAAUAUCUGCAGUUAAAGAUAUUAAAAUAGCCUCAAAUGAAAUGGAUUCAAAUAUUGAUAAAACUACCCCAGAAUUGAAACAUUUACAAAAAACUCAAAAGGCAAUAUAUGAACUAAGAAAUCCUCUAAAAUCUCUUUUAUAUAUAGCUGAAGAGGUAGAUAUAAAUAGUUUUAUAGCUCCAGAACAUGUUACCAACAAUCAAGUUAUUCUAAAUGAUAUGUCUACACCUAUUCAAGACUUACAGAAUGCUUUAGAGCAAAUAGAACUUCUUUCGGUAUCAGAAAAUCAAUUAAGUUUACAAAAAUACAACACUGACAUCAUAGAAACUGUUAUGGACUCUGUCAUUAAGCUACGAACUUCGUUUGAACAACUCUCUGUCGAAGUUGGAACUACAGAUAACUUAGACAUAUUGAAAGACAUUUUAAUAACUAUAAAACAUAACAUUAAUGAAAUUUCUGCUCAUUUAGAUAUAUUUGAAGCUAAAAUAGGUCCAUUUAAUAUAUUACAUAGCGAAAAUAAAUUGGAAGCUCUCCAAAAAAUGGCUCAAAUUUUGAUUAAUUUGGAAAAUAACUUAAAUGAAAAAAAUAUAUUAGACACAACCCCAAGUUUUAAAAUGAAUAUGACCGAUUUCCAUAAAAAUUUAACGAAAGUUCUAGAGCACGUGAUCGAAAGUAAUGAUGCAAAGAAAUAUCUAACAUUUUUGGAAAUUUGCGAUGGGGUAAAUAGACUAAAUACUUUAAUAAAGAAUAUAGAUAUUAAAGAUGCCCUUUCAUUAACAGCUAUAAGUAAUAAUCUUAAAACAAUUCAAGCAAGUAUUCAAAAGAAUGAAUUCACACCAGAGUUAAACUUUUCAAUAAUAACGAACACUAAUGAUUUGUUAGCUAAUAUACAUGAAAAUGUAAAUCAUGCAGAUUCAUCAACCUACAGCGUAAUAUCAGAAAAUGCAGAAGAUUUAUCUAUCAAAUCUUUUGAAGAAGAAAAGUUGAAUAUUGUAUUACAACAGAUAGAAAAAGCUAUGAUUACUGUUAGUAAUGUAAUUUCCUUAGAAACAACAAAAGAUUUAGAGAUUAGCCACGCUUUAAAUAAAAUUAUUCCUACGCUGGCAGAAAUAAAGUGCUGUGUUGCUUCAUUAAAUGUAAAUAUAAUUGAUCAAGACGAUAAUAUAAGUGAUUUAAGUACCUUAACUUUUCCUCAAGCUGUGGCUAAUCCACUUUGCGAACUAAAUCAUGGUAUUAGUGUGCUAAACCAAAUAAUUUGUGAAAAAGCUUCAGAUCUAUCCGAAAAAGAUCUACUUAGAGUGGAAUUACUGACACCUUUAAUAGAACUACGUCACGCAUUAGAAAUUUUACAACAAGAUGUUGUGUCACAAAUUAGUGAAAAUGUGAUCAAUCUUAAUAUUAGCAGUACUAUAGCAAAUGCAGUUCAAAGUGUUCAAAAUUGUAUAAUUAUGGUCCAAGAUCACGAUUUACUGGAAAAUGCUGAUGAACUGUCUACUUUGGAAGAUAUUUCUGCAAUUAAAACAACUGCAGAUAUACUACACAAUGAUUAUUUUAUACCUAAUGUAGAAGAAAUAAAUACUACAAUUGAUGCUGAAAUUGUGCCGUCUAUUUUGUUUAAAACCCUUGAAAUAUUGGGUGAACAAAUGUCAACAUUGCAAAAGUCUGAAACACUGAAAACACUUACUACAAUUUCCGAGCAUGCUGAACUUUCUUAUAUUAAGUCUUUUAUCUCAAAAUUGGAUUAUGUGCAUAAUGCUAUAGAAACAAUAUCUGCCAAUCCCAAUAUAAACGAUGAGUCACAAAAAGUAACGAAUUUUACCAAUUUUGUUCAACUAUUAAAGAUAAUUCAGCCAUUACAAGAACUUUAUCAAUGUUUAUUGAAUAUUGAGUUAGGUAAUAUAACGGUAAAAGACACGACACAAAAGGAACAAAUUAAAGAAUGGACAGAAAAUAUAUCAAACUUUGAAAACUGUUUACGUAACUUUUUAGAUAAUAUUAACUUAGCAGUUGAAACAGCCAAUGUUACUUUGGAAAUAUCUACUGAAGUAAGUACGGCGCGAGAAAAUUGUAUAGAGUUAAAAAAUAAUAUGUUAAAUACAUUUAAAACCGAUGUUCUGAUGGAUGGAUCCCAAUUACUUGUGCUAGAAAAAAGUGUGAAUAAUGUUUUAGAUACAUUAAGUUUAUCUCAAGAACUAGAUAUUUCACAAAUAAAACUGAGUUUAGAAAAUCUGCAACAUAAUAUUAUAACAGUGCAAGAUGAUAUAUUGGGAUAUGCAGUAGAAAAUCCAAUUGUCUUACAUAACGAAAUUCAAAUUUUAAAAUCUAUUGAUGAUUUUGAAAAAUCCAUUUCUUCUUUAGCGAAACUUCAAUUUCUUGAUAUUAUACAAGAUUCCAAUUAUAGUAAAGUAAGACUUGAGCAAUUAAAUAAAGUACAGAAAGUCAUAGAAGUUAUUUCAAAUUAUGCUCAAAACUCAUCCCAAGAUAUGCCAAAUAGGGAAGAAUUUGUUAAAACAUUUACUAAUGAAUUAACAUUGUUGUCUUGUUUGUUACAACAAAAACAUACACCUAAACGAAUAAUAAAAAUGGUUCAGAUAUAUUACGACUUAUGUCAGAAUUGGAGACAAUUCCAAUUACAUGAAAAAAAUUCUCGUAUGUUUGAUGAAGACUUUAAUGAAUGGCUAGUGAACUCAGAAGAUUGUUUGAAAAAUAUUCAGACGUUGCUUAUUGAACUUAUAGAAAGCCAAUCCCAAGCUAUUUUUGAUAUUCCAAUAUCAAAUAUAAACAAUUUAGAAAUAUUUUUUAAUAAACAUAUAGAAUUAAAUGAAAUGAAAACUGAAAAUUUAUUUGACUCCGUGAAUUUUUUUAUUAACACCAUAAGAUCAAUUAAACCUUGGUUUGAAACAGUUAAAGAUGAUCUAAUAAAAGAAUUGAAACAUGGUGACAUUAAUUUAAGCAUGGAAUAUGAUGUUAAUAAACAUUUCAACUUGAUUUAUAGAUUUAUAUCUGAACAAAUAGAUAAAUGCAACACAUUGGAAGAAGAGUUUGAAACUAUAUUUAGAGUGAUUAAAAAUCAUUCAGAUUGUGAACGUGUAAAUGGCACCACUAAAAAAGUUAUUUUUAUAAAAUGUCUCUCUGAAUGUUUAAGUGUGUUAAAACAAACAAUCAUAGACAGUAUACCAAGUAUUAAAGACGAAAAACUUAUAUUAAACGAUAAUGAUUUUAUUAACAUUUUGAUGGAAAUAGCUGCAUCUUUCGAAAGUGUUCAUGGACAAAUAAUAAAAAUUUGUAGCCUAAAUUUACAAAAUUUGGAUGAAAAGCAUGUAUUAAAAGAGUUAAGUGAGGUAGAUUCACAUUUAGAAACAAUUAAUAAAAUUAAAGUGACAACUGAAAAUUAUUUGAAAAGCGAAAACAUGCCUAUAAAAAAUAAUUAUGCUUUAACAUUAACAAAUGAAAUUCUAAGUAAAAUACAUUUGAUUCAAAAGAACUUACAAAAUUUAGGAUGUAUUUACGAAUCUAUGCAUAUGAUUAUUAAUACUCAACCUAUAAGUGAUAUAGAAAACAUACUUACAACUAUAUUAUCAGCUGAAGUUACUGAAGAAGAAAAAAGACACCUUAAGGAGAAAACCGAAUCACUGCUACAACAUAUGGAGCACUACAUCGAAAUAAUAGAAAUUGUAGAAGAAGUAUCUGCAGUUAUUAAGUUAGAUGACUUUAAAAAGUCAGCCGAUAUAGUACGAGAACUCCGGGAAACUAUUACCUCGGAAUCGUCUUCUGAUGUAAAUUUGUCUGAUGCAGAAAUUAAAAAAGAACAAAUACAACUAGUACAAAACUUACAAAAAGCGUUAACAACAUUGCAAAUUGAAGCUUUUGAUCGUGAACAAGAAUUAGCAGCACCAAUAAUAGACGAUAUGCGACAGCAAAUAAUUGAAGUAGUUUCUGAUUUGCAAAACGAUUUGGUCGCAUUGUCUAGCAAUUAUGUUGUACUAGAAAAUUCCGAGUCUUUGGCAGCAGUUGAAAUUAAAGAUGCUCAAUUGGACAUUAAAAGUAAUGAAGUUCGUGUGGAUACAACAGAAGAACCAAAGUCUAUAAUGCAUGCCCAGUCGCACAUUGAAUGUCAUGAAGUUUGUGUGGAUAAAACUGUAGAACCAAAGUCUGUAAUUGAUGCCCAACCGAACAUUGAAAGUCAUGAAGUUUGUGUGGAUAAAACUGAAGAACCCAAGUCUACAAUAGAUGCUCAACCUAGCAUUGAAAGUGCUGAAGUUUGUGAGGAUAAAACUGAAGAACCUAAGUUUACUGUGGAUGCCCAACCAAUCAUUGAAAGUCAUGAAAUUAGUGUGGAUAAAACUGAAGAACCAAAGUCUACAAUGGAUGCUCAACCAAACAUUGAAAGUGCUGAAGUUUGUGUGGAUAAAACAGAAGAACCAAAAUCUAUAAUGGAUGUCCAACCAAUCAUUGAAAGUCAUGAAGUUUGCGUGGAUAAAACUGAAGAACCCAAUUCUACAAUAGAUGUUCAACCUAGCAUUGAAAGUGCUGAAGUUUGUGUGGAUAAAACUGAAGAACCUAAGUCUACUGUGGAUGCCCAACCAAUCAUUGAAAGUCAUGAAAUUAGUGUGGAUAAAACUGAAGAACCAAAGUCUACAAUGGAUUCUCAACCAAACAUUGAAAGUGCUGAAGUUCGUGUGUAUAAAACAGAAGAACCAAAAUCUAUAAUGGAUGUCCAACCAAUCAUUGAAAGUCAUGAAGUUUGUGUGGAUAAAACUGAAGAAUCCAAUUCUACAAUAGAUGCUCAACCUAGCAUUGAAAGUGCUGAAGUUUGUGUGGAUAAAACUGAAGAACCUAAGUCUACUGUGGAUGCCCAACCAAUCAUUGAAAGUCAUGAAAUUAAUGUGGAUAAAACUGAAGAACCAAAGUCUACAAUGGAUGCUCAACCAAAUAUUGAAAGUGCUGAAGUUCGUGUAGAUAAAACUGAAGUACCUAAAUCUAUAAUGGAUGCCCAAACAAACAUUGAAAGUGAUAAAAUUUGUGUGGAUAAAACUGAAGAACUUAUUUCUACAAUGGAUUCCCAACCAAACACCGAAAGAGUUGAAGUUUGUGAGGAUAAAACUGAAGGACCUAAGUCUACUAUAGAUGCCCAACCAAUUAUUGAAAGUCAUGAAGUUAAUGUGGAUAAAACUAAAGAAUCCAAGUUUACAAUGGAUGCUCAACCAAAUAUUGAAAGUGCUGAAGUUUGUGUGGAUAAAACUGAAGAACCUAAAUCUACAAUAGAUACCCAAACAAACAUUGAAAGUGUUGAAGUUUGUGUGUAUAAAACCGAAGAACCUAAAUCUGUAAUGGAUGUCCAACCAAUCAUAGAAAGUCAUGAAGUUUGUUUGGAUAAAACUGAAGAAACCAAGUCUACAAUGGAUACUCAACCAAACAUUGAAAGUGCUGAAGUUUGUGUUGAUAAAACUGAGGAACCUAAAUCUAUAAUGGGUGUCAAACCAAAAAUUGAAAGUCAUGAAAUUUGUGUGGAUAAAACUGACGAACCUAUUUCUACAAUAGAUGCUCAACCAAACGUCGAAAGUUUAGAAGUUUGUGAGGAUAAAACUGAAUCACCUACAAUCGAUGCCCAACCGAACACUGAAACUCUUGAAGUUAGUGAAGACAAUAAGCAAUCAAUAUGUACUCAUGGUGUUAAAGAAGUAACAGACAUGAAGACUGAUAUAGAAUUCUCGAAUUCUGAUAUUCACGACGAAUCAGUCGCAACCCUUAAAUCAAUAAAAGGUAUUAUGGAUGAAAAAUUGAGUACCAUACAAGAGUUAGAGUCUCUAUUGAAAGAAGUAAACGACAAUUUGUCUGAAAGAUACUGUUCAGAUAGUUACUGUGAAGAAUUACGAGAUUCUCUUGAACAAGUACAAUCUAUUAUAUUGAAGUUAAAAUGUGAGUUUGCAGGCUCCACCAACGACGUUCUGAAUGAAAAUAUUGAAGAUUUAGAAUGCAAUGUUAGAAGCGUUCAACUUCAAAUAAAUGAAAGUAGUCCUCCGGCACUUUUGAAAGAGGCUUGUGCUAAUUUGCAGUCUCUUGCAGCUUGUAUAAUUAACAUUUGUAAUACGCAAAGUAACUCAUUCGAAAUAACUUCAAAUAAUACACUCUGUGGUUGUACUAAUAAUGCAGAUGAAGCUAUAGAGUUACUAAAUGGAAUACCACAUCAUCACGAUGACAGUAAGCUAGAUACUAUAAUUUUAAACCUCAACACUAUAAGAGAUGCUAUGAAAUCUUUGAAGUCGAGUUUUUCGGAUGAUUCAACAACUGUUAUAGUUGAAGGUAUAGAAAUUUUGCAAAAUUUAGAUUUAGUUGAAGAUAAAGUUUUUGCUUUAGAGAAAGAGUUGGAAGCAAAAGUUUCAAUUAAUCUCACUUUCCGAGAUAAUAUAAUUGCAGCAAUCCAUUCAAUAUAUGGAAGUAUUUCAAAUAUGAGAGGCACAAUAUGUAUUAUUCAAAAGAAAUAUAUGUAUGAUAACUAUGGAUUGCCAACAGAUAAUUUUUUGAAAUCAAUCAAAAAUGUAAAACAUAUUUUACAUGUUGAUGAAAAUAGGGAUUGGGCACAAUUUUCAAAAUCACUUCGCAAAGUUUUAAAUCAUUUUGAAGAUAUAAAAUUUUACAUAAAUUUAGAUAAAACAGCUAGAAUACCCAGUGACUCCGCUUUCACGAAAAUUAUUCUUGGUGAAUUAAGCUCUGUACUGUCAGAAGUUGUUUUAAGAAAUAUAAAUAACUUAGAUAAUGAUUUAAAGGUUAUAGUUGAAGACGCUGUAAACCAUGUUAAUGAUGUUUUAAAUAAAAUGGAGAACAAAUCCACGUUAGAAGUUAAAGAUAAGAUACCAGUUUUUAAAGAGCUAUCUAUUAAAAUGAUUGAUUUAACAGAUCGUAUCAAAAUUGUACUGCAAAAAACUACAAAUAUUAUUCCUCAAAAGUUAUUAGUUUCAAAAGAUCAAGAGAAACAAGAGACAUUUGACAUAAAAAAUCCAAUAGAUGAAAAUAAAAUGAUAGAAGAGAACAAUACAGAUACGAACCAGUCCAAAUUAAAACUAUUGGAUACUGCUAGUGUGUGUACAGAAAAUAUAGAAUCAAUUAUUGACGAAAAUGAUAAAAUAAUCUAUACUGAAAGUGAAAAAAAUCAGUCAGACAAAGAAAUCAUAAAUCAUGAGAUCACUACAAACAAAGAAGAUACUUUGAUUGACAAUACUGGUUAUGAAGAACCAGCCAAAGCAGAAACAGAAAUACAGUUUGAAACUAUUGAAAUAAAAAAUACUACAGAAAAAUUAAAUAAUGAAGAAAUUUUAUCUUCAUGUGCAAAAGAUGAUCUAACUAAUGAUACAACGUCUAAUAAAAAUAAACAAAAAUCUACAGAUGGGUUAAUUGAUGAGAAUGAGAUAAAUGACGAAGAAUUAGUUAAAAAGGUAAAGGAAAUUAGUGAAAAAGAAGAUGAAACAAACAAAGAUAAGCUUACAGUUGAAAAAAUAGAUUGUCAUAUGCUUAACGUGGAAGUGAGUCAAGAUAUUGUAAAAUCAAACCAAACUUUAUUGAAACAGCCUGCGGAAGAUCUACCGUAUUUAGGAGAAAAUAGUGUCAUAGUUGAAGACUCGACUCAAUCUGUGGACGUGAAAUUAGAAGAAGCAAACAAAGAAAAUGUUGCUGGUAAAGACUUUCAAAAAGAGAUUAAUGACACCUCUUUGCAACAUCAAAUUGAGGAAAUCGCUUCACUGGAUUUAUUACAGAAAAAAGAACAAGAAGAAAUUGAUGUUAAGGCUACAACAGCUCAAAUAGAAAAUGCUAAAUUCGAAGUAAUACAACAAAAGGAGGAAUAUGAAGUUAAUUCGUUAUCAGAGUUAAGUUCUGAACUUGAAAGGAACAAUAAUAAUAUAAUGCAAACGAUUUUGGAAAAUAGGAUGGCAGAAACCUUAGUAAAUACUCAAAAUGAACCUUUUCUUGAAAAUAUAGCAGUAGUUAAUGAAUUAUUUGAACAACAACAAAGUGAGAUGCAUAUAAAAGAGGCUGCUGAUAAAAAUGAUAGUUUUACUGGUACUAUUCCAUCAUUAGAAGGUAUUGAAGAAACAUAUGCUAAACAGAACGUAUCAACGGUGACCCAGAGGUCUAUUGAAAAUAAGGAAAUACAAAACGAAAAAACACGUAACGAAGAUUCAAAUCACAAAGAGAAGGAAAUUUGUUUAGAACACAAACAAGUUGAAAUAAAUGACAAAAUUAUUCAAGAACAUGUGGACGUAGUUAACAUAAAACAGGAAACUAUUUUAUUACAAUUAAAGACUGAUAACGACAAUGAAAGUCGAAAUCAACGAGAAGCAAGUGCAGAAAAUGCUGGUAAGGAAGAUGAAGAGAUUUUCAUUAAGAAAGCUAUUUCAGAUAAAAAUUUGGUAAAUAUAGAUGAUAGAGAUAAAGCAAAAAUGAUAAAUUUACCUGAGCACAAAAUUGAAAGUAGUCUUCCUGAUAAAAAGAUAACAGAAAAUAAAGGCCAAACUGAAAAAGCAAUGCAAGACAAAAAAAGUCACUUUAAAAAAGAAGAUGAGAGUAUUAUACGUAAACAAGUUGAUAGUAAAAUUGAAACAAAGGAAGUUGAUUGUAAUAUUACUGAUGAAAAUAUAAAGAUAAAGGGAAAUAAUGCAAAGGCUAAAGAGACGAUUACUCAAGUAGAACCGUAUCUAAAGACAGAAGGUGAAAUUGUUGUUCGUACACAGGAUGUUGAAAAAAUAGAAACGAAAGAAGUUGAUAGUAAUCUUACACAUAUUAAAUUGAAAAAUGCAGACAUUGAAGACAAUGGUGAAGAAAUAAUUACAGAUGAAAAUGAUGAACGAUAUCUUAAAAAAGAACAUGAAAGUAUUAUUAACACUCUUGAUGACGAAAAGUUAAAGAAAAACAAAACCGAAACCAAUUAUGAUAAGAAGAUUGCAGAUAAACAAGUAGAGCAGUAUCAGAAAGAAGAAGGUGAAACUUAUAUACCUGCACGGCAAGAUGAAGUAAUGAAAGAAAAGGAUAGUAUUAUUUCUAAUAAAAAAUCUGAUGAAGUUAAAGAAAAUAUUACAGACGAAAACGAAAAAAAAAACCUAAAAAAAGAUGACAGUAAGGAAAAGUAUAAACAAGAAGAACAGAGUAUAAUUAUUGAAGAAAAAGAAACUCUUAGUGAUAUUAGCGAGAAAGAAAUGAAGAAAAAAGACGCUAAGGCUGAGACAAAGAUUGCAGGUGAAACUAUAAAACAGUAUCUUAAGAAAGAUGAUGAAAGGGAAGCUGAUAAUAAAAUUACUGAUGGAACGUUUAAGAAACCGGAAAAUGAAGGUAACGCUGAGGAAAAGUUGUCAAGUAAAGAAAUGGAUCAUUAUCUAGAGAAAAAAGUUGAAAAUUCAAAGAAAAUGGAAAUUGAUGCUAUGUAUGAAGAGAAGAUUGUGGAGAAACAAGUAGAACAUGAUAAUGUAACUGAUAAGAAAUUGAAGAUAGCAGUAAAUGAAGGUAAUGCUGAUGAAAUGAUUGCACAUGGAAGCCAGGCUAAAGCAAAGAUUGUAGAUAGAGAAAAAGAACAGAAUAUUGAAGAAGCGGAUAAAACGAUUUUAAGUAAACACGAUGAUAAAAAAAUGGAAACUGAGGAGACUGACAGUAUGCUUAUUGAUGAAAAGUUAAAGAAAGAAGAAAAUGUUAAAGAAAAGAUGUCUGAUAAAGAAACCGAACAUUAUCUUAGGAAAGAAGAUAUAAAUGUUGAUCAUACACAAGAUUAUAUUAAAAUUGAAACAAACGACACUGAUUUGAACACUGAUGAACGAACGAGUACAAAGUUACAGAAAUCAGAAAAAACACAGUGUCUUAAGAAAGAAGACGAAAGUAUACAAAAUAAUAUUAAAAUUGAAAAAAAGGAACCUGAAAGUAAUUUUGUUGAUGAACUUUCUAAGAAAGGGAAAACUGAAAGCAUAUCAAAAGAAAAGUUGGCAGAAGAAGUGACGCCGAUCCUAGAGAAACAGAAUGAAUGUGUCAUACGGGUUGAUGAAAAACUUGAAACAAAAGAAAAUGAUUAUAAUGUUGAAAAGUUAAAGAAAACAGAAAAAGAAACCAUGGCUGAAGAAAAGACGGCAGAUAAAAAAGAAGAACAGUAUAUCAAAAAAGAAGAUAACAGUGUUAAUUCUUCACGAAAUGAUUAUAAAAUUGAAACACUUAUACCUGGUAGCAAUAUUACUGACGAAAAGUUAAAGAAAAAUGAUAUUGAAGAGAAGACUGAGGAAAAAAAUACAGAUAUUAAAUUGGAACCGUGUCUUAUAAUAGAAGAUAAAUAUGUUGAUCAUACACAGCAAAGUGUAAAAAUAGAAACUCAUGAAAAAGAUACUCAUUUAACUAGUGAAAAAUUAAACAAAACAGAAAAUAAAGACAAACCAACACAAAUUAUUGCAGAUAGUGAAAUGAAACAGUAUAUAAAAAUGGAAGAUGAAAGAACUUUUAAUACAAUAAAUGAUAGUAAAGUUGAAUCAAAAGAUACCGAUAGUAAUGACGGCAAGUUAAACAAAACUGAAAAUGAAAACAAGACUAAAGAAUUUAAUACAGAUAAUAAAGUUGAACAGCACUUAAAAAAAGAAGACGAAAUUAUAGCAUUUACAAUGAAUAAUAUUAAAAUUGGGAAAAAAGAAACCGAUAGUAAUAAAAUUGAUACAAAAUUAAUUGAUUUGGAAGCACAAGGCAAACCUAAAGAACAGAUGGUAGAUGAAGAAGUAAUACAGUAUUGUGAAAUAGAGGAUGAAAGUGUCACACGUAAAUCGGUAGAUGAAAAAAUUGAAAUUAAGGAAACGGACACUAAUCUUACUGUUGAAAAGUUAAAGAAAUCAGAUAAGAAUAGGAAAGCUAAAGAAAAGAAAGCAGAUAAAAAAGAAAAACAGUACCUCACAAAAGAAGAUGAAACUGUUAAGUCCACACGGACUGAUGUUAAAACUGAAACACACAAAUCUGAUAGCAACAUUGUUGAAGAAAAUUUAAAGAAAACUGAAAAUAAAGGUAAGGUUGAUGUAAAAAUUACAGAUAAGAAAUUAGAACAGAGUUUUAUAAAAGAAGAUGAAAAUGUUGAUCUUAUACCAGAAAGCGAAAAAAUAGAAAAAAAGGAAACUGAAACUCAUUUCACUAGUGAUAAAUCAAAUGAAAAAGAAGAUAAGGCUUUAGAAAAGAUUGCAGACCGUGAAAUUAAACAGCAUAUCAAACAAGAAGAUGAUAUAGAUGAUAAUAGGAGGGAUGAUGUUAAAAUUGAAACAAAGGAUACCGUCAGUAAUGUGACUGACAACAAGUUACAAAAAACAGAAAAUGUAAGAAAGGUUGAAGAAAUAGCUGUAGAGAAGAAAGAAGACGAAAGUUUUACGUGUAUACGGAAUAGUAUGAGAAAUGAAACACAGGAAACAGGAAUUAGUUUUGCUGAUGGAAAGCCGACUGAAAAAGAAAAUAAGAUCAAGUUUGAAGAAAACGUUGCAGAUAGACAAGAAGAUAGAGAACAGAAACUUAAGAAAGAAGAUGAAAACGUUAUGUUUACACGGGUUAGCAACGAAAGUACCGCGCAGGAAGGAAAGGCGAAAGGUCAAAAGAAUGAAGAUGAGACAAAUAUAUUCGAACGAGAUGACGAGAAAAUAGAAAAUAAUGUUAAUGUAAAAGCUGGAACUUUAAGAAAGACAAAGAAAAAAGAAAGAAAAAUUAAAACCGAAGAAAAAAACUGCGAUAUAAAAAUUUCUGAAACGGAUAUUUGUGCUGAUGAAUCACAAAUUUCUAUUAUUGCUAAAACUGAUAUUAUUGAGACAGCCAUAAAGAAACCAAACGAUGAAUUGAAUAUAGAUUUAAUGAAGAAAACUGAAAAUAUUACCCAAGAAAACCUAAUUCAGCAAAACAUCCAUGGUUUAGAAACAAAAGAGUACACGACUAAGUUGACAGAUGAAAAAGUUGAACAAAUACUACUGCCGUCUGAAACACAUAAUCCGUCUAUCAUAGAAGUUAAGCAACGCCCGUUAUUUAUUGACCGCAGUGAUCCAGAUUACGAAUUAGACUUUUUUAGACCUUCUGGGUAUACUUCUAAAUCAUAUGACGUAGAUAAUUCACUGUUGGAAUGUAAAACAUCUAGUAAAGCCCCCGCAGUAUAUAAAGCCCAAACCCUUGUUCAUGAGGCACAACAUAAAUCUUCUGUGCCGCCGUAUAUUGAUCAACGAUCAACUAUUUCGGAAGGACGCGGUGAUUUAAAACACCGUUCAAAAGCCGUGAGUGAGACCAGAAGUGCAAUAUCAGAAAAACGUUCUAGUUUUCCUCGGGAUUCUAAAAGGAAACCAAUUUUUUCAACACAUUUAACAGAUCGUACUGCAGUAGAAAGUUCACGAGUAAAACUUACUUGCAGUAUAUUAUCAUCAACGGAUCCAGUUAUUUCAUGGUACAAAAAUGGUAAAUUAUUAGAUAAUAAACAGAAAUGUAGAACUAAAUAUGUAGAUGGCUUAAUAACUUUGGAAAUUCUUAAUGUGGUUCCGGGUGAUUCUGGUGAAUAUAGUUGCACAGUUGAAAAUGAAAAUGGAUCUAUUACAUCAUCUGCUAAUUUAAAAGUCUAUCCAGGCUUCGAGACUUCUCCUAUACCACCAACAUUCACGCGUUCUAUUCGUGAUUUUUAUCAUUUACAUGAAAAUGAGUUAGUGCUUGAAUGCCGGAUUCGAGGACAACCACUACCAAAAAUAACUUGGCUAAAGGAUAAUAGACCAAUCAUAUUAAAUGAGCGAUAUCAAGCACACUAUUUAGCGGAUGGCGUUUGCAGGUUAACUAUUAUCUCGCCAAAUGAAGACGAUUCUGGAAAAUAUACAUGUAAAGCUGAAAAUUCCAUGUGGUCUGAUCAAAUUACACAUGAAGUCCACUUUACUAAUAAGGAACGUUGUCACAUUAGAAACAUUACAACGAUGGAAAAUAUAAGCAUGAGUCGGCAAGCAACUGAAUCACGGCGUCCUCAUUUCACAAAUGUUUUAUCAGACCACAAAGUAGUUAGUGGUGGUACUAUAGGAUUGCAAGUGGAAAUAAGUGGUUCUCCUACCAGAGUAGAAUGGUUGCGUGAAGGGCGAUCGAUAACUGAGACUUACACAAAUGCACAAACGUAUAUUGAUCAUGAUUUAUAUACUUUAGCUCUAUCUAACGUAACAGAAAAAGAAUCAGGCCUUUAUACAUGUAGGGCUUGGAGUACUCAUGGGAAUGUUGAUAUGAAUGCUUCUGUAAUAGUUGUUCAACCAAAUGAAUUUGAAGGAAAACCAGCGACAAUUAUUAGUAGACCAGCUAAAGAUUUACUUAUAUCUGUUGGUGAAGAUCUUAAUAUUUCAUUUAGAGUGCAAGGGGAACCGAAACCAAAAGUUUUCUUUAUGAAAGGAAUACGAGAUAUUACUACUAGUCAGCGAGUUUGUAAAAUGACUUCUGAUGAUUACGUGAAAUUCACAUUGAAGAGAUCUGUAGUCUCUGAUGCUGGCACAUAUUGCGUUUUUGCGAGAAAUGCAUAUGGUUGUGAUAGAGCAUUUGUAACAGUAGUGAUCAGGCAACGUGCUUCUUCUGAAAAUCUUAUAUCUGAUUGGACUUACCCGAUGGAUGAUUUAGUCGUUUCAGUCGUUGACCGAAAUUACAAAUCUGUGCCCGAUCGUAUUCCAAGUGAGCCAAACACUGUGGAUGGUGGGAACAACUGGAUUUCACUUGCGUGGCUUAAACCAGAAUCUCAAGGAAAAGCUCCUAUUCUUGCAUACAAAGUAGAAAGUUGGUUACUUGGCAAAGAAGGAGGUGCUCGAUGGACUGAAUUAGGAAUUACGCCUAGAAACUCAUUUGAUGCUUUUAACUUAAAACAAGGCGAAGAAUACCAUUUUAGAGUAACUCCAAGAAAUCGAUACGGCUGGGGAGAAUCUGUUCAGACUACCGUACCUAUUGGUAUUGGACUCGCUGGUGACCGACCAGAGUUUAUAGAGAUACUGCCGGGUCAACUUAAAGUACUAGUUGGUGAAACUGCAAAUUUGUGUUGUAGUUUUAAAGGCAACCCAAUGCCAGGAAUCGUAUGGAUGAAGAAUGGUCAUGAAGUCGAAGAAGAGACGGAAAGAGUCCGUAUACAAUUAAGUGGUAAUAAUACUUCCCUGCAAAUUAAUAAUAUAAACAUAGAAGAUGAAGGCAGGUACAGUUGUGAAGCUACAAACAUUCAUGGUCGUUCAUCUACAUAUUCAAGAAUGGCAGUUAUUACUGACAAGCAAAUCUGGGCAGCCGAUGUGAAACUUAAAAGAGAAAGAUCUGCCGGGGCAAACGGAGAAUAUCCACCACAGUUUACAAUGCGGUUAAGGGAUCGUCGUGUGCAAUGUACCUAUCCAGUUCGACUAACUUGUCAGGUUAUUGGAAGCCCUUCACCUACAGUAACAUGGUUUAAAAAUGGCGAAGAAGUAACAGAAGACUGUCGUCAUUCGACAUCUCAAGAUGAAUAUUUUCACACUUUGGAAAUUGCGCCCACUACUUUGGAUGACGGCGGUGUUUACGAAGCUAUGGCAAGAAAUGGAAGCGGAGCAAUCAGUUGUCGAUGCAACCUUGUGGUUGAUAAAGGCAUUAGGGCAUAUAUUGCACCUGAAUUUUGCUGUGGCUUUGAUCCACUCUACAGUGUAUGUGAAGGUGAUGAACUUAGAAUUUCAGCAAUCGUUGAAGCAUACCCGUCUGUCGGUGUAACUUGGUACCGAGAUGGUGUCAGACUUAGACCCAGUCGACGAGCAGUUAUGACAUUAGAUCGUGAUGGACAAAUUGAGUUGGCACUUGCGUCUGUAGCUACACGGGAUGCUGGUGUAUAUACAUGUACAGCAUCCAACGAAGUAGGAAGAGCUUCUACCUCCGGUAAGGUGGAAGUUGUUAGAGGAGAAUCCACGAGUGAAACUUCGAAAGUGCCACCAAUCGUUAUUAGCCCCGAUGUACCGUACUCAAAAGAGCCAAUGUUCAUAAGAAAACCAAGGUCCAGCGAGGCGCGUGAAGGAGAUACCGUUUUAUUGGAAUGUGAGGUCAUUGGCGAUCCUAAACCAGAGGUUUACUGGUUACGUGACUUUUUAAAGCCGGAUUAUUAUAGAGACGCUAGUCAUUUCAAGCGGGUCGGCGCAGGGCCUGGAUACCGGUUUGAAAUUCCUCACGCUAAGUUGGACUACACCGGCGCUUACUCUAUAGUAGCUAAAAAUGUACACGGAGAAGCAAAGGCGAUUAUAUCACUGCAAAUACUAGCUAAAGAUCUUACAUGCAGCGAUGAUUCGCAUAAUAUUCGAUACGGACGUGUAGAUGUGAUUCCGCGUUUCGAGAAAGAACUCACAGACAUGCUCUGCUACGACGGUGAUGCUAUUGAAUUCGAAUGUCGAAUAUCAGGAAACCCUGAGCCUGAUAUCAGAUGGUUCCAUUAUACAGAGGUCGUCCCGGAGUGUGGAGACUUCGAAACGUCCUUUGAUCAUGGUUCAGCACGACUCAAGAUAAAGCAAGUGACAGCAGAAGACGAGGGCACAUAUAUUUGUGAAGCUGCAAACAAUAUGGGAAAGGCCACUUCUAGUGCUUGCUUAGUUAUAUACCCUCCUGGCGAACCGAACACAUUAAGUCAAACGCUGCGCAGGCCGCCCGCACUCCUGUCUGCCGCCUCGACGCCGCGAUCCACACCGCGUACUACGCCUGCCAGGUCCCUCUCUAGGACACCAGGUCCGGAUCUCAGAAGACUUGGCAGUCCAUCUCGCGAAAUCGCUCCAAAGUUCUAUACUUAUCCAUACAACAAAGUAGUAGAAGAAGGUGAUACGGUAGUAUUCCAAUGUGCAGUGAAAGGACUUCCCCCGCCCUGGGCUACGUGGGACAAGGAUGGAAUAAUAAUAACUCCGACAGCUAGAAUCAGUAUUAGAGAAAAGGAUGAUAUGUUUAGAAUACUAGAAAUUGAGCAAGUCACUGUAGAAGAUGUAGGUCUCUAUAGAGUCACAUUGGAGAAUGACUAUGGUAGGGCAGAAGCAUCAGCGAGAUUGGACGUAAUAUCUCAGACAGGAAAAUUUCACGGCAGUAGAUCUUAUAGUGUUUCUCCUAGAAGAUGUCAGAGUUACAGAAGAAGAACGCCUUCUUUGACUAGAUAUGACUGACAAGGAAAAUAAAUACAUUCAUAUAAAAGCGGUGAGAUAAUAAGAGGUGACCAAGAAAGCACUGUUUAGAAUAAGAUGUAAUUAAUUAGUUAAAGAGGAGGCGGUAGCUGCAGCUGCCAAUAAUUUAUUUGGAUUUAUUUAUUUCAAUAAAUAGUUUCUUUGCAUUUUACGAGUAUCACUGUUAAAGUUGAUAUUAUUUAAAAUCUUAGUAUUUUCAGUACAUAUAAAAAAAAAUGUUAUUUAUAAAUAACGAGCAAUGGUAGUUAAUGUACUUAUUUAUUGCACAGUAGUAAUUCAGUAUACCGUUGGGUAAAGCUUAGUAGUUUGUUGUAUCGACGGAAUUUUCCGAGAUUACACCUAAGUAACGAUAUAUUUUUAGAAAGUCUGAUUUGCUCGCCCCUUGCCUUUUUAUAUAAUUUAUAAAGUGUUAAGGAAAGUUAUUAUUGCAAGCAUUCUUAGAUAGUUCUUCCAUUAUAUGACUUAAUUAUUUAAAAAUAUUUAACGAUUAUAUUGUUAUCGUACCAGUAAGAACGUAAUUUGUUUAGAGAGCCAAUUUCUUACAUUUUUUAUAACAAUGUAAUUUAUAUUGGCAGAUACAAGAUAACUUAUUUUAUUGUUAUCAGAAUGAGUUAACUGGUACGCUGGCGAUGUGUGGAUCGAAUCUUUGUUUUCUUCGUAGAUAUAUAGAUAAGUACCUAUUUUAUUGUGCUAUACUAGAAACAGUUUGUUAAAUCUUAGAUAAUUCCCAAUAGUGCACCCAUAAUAUUAAUUAAAUUGUAUUACGAUUU